This is a messenger RNA of Morus notabilis, 1302 nucleotides long. Its product is annotated as pirin-like protein. The coding region runs from base 79 to 1038 and encodes 319 amino acids. Lineage: Eukaryota; Viridiplantae; Streptophyta; Magnoliopsida; Rosales; Moraceae. The transcript has 7 exons. The record is from RefSeq and is a predicted model, not a curated record.
CGUCGUGCGUGUGUCUAUAUAUAUGGAAGAAGCUCGUUCAAAUACCCGCAUCCAAAAAGGUGAAUAUAGAAGGUUUUUAUGAGAGCCAUAACACAAAAGUUGUUAUUUUAUAACACAAAAUUACCAAAAGUUCCUUUCUUGAUCAGAAAUACCAUGUCUGAACCAGACCAAAGCCCUGCCUUUAACAGACCCAGAUUGGUGGCCAAGAAGGUCCUGGCCAAGCUUCAACAUGAAGGUGAUGGUGCUGUCGUUAGAAGAGGCAUUGGAAGGAGUGAUUUGAAGAACUUGGAUCCUUUUCUCAUGCUGGAUGAUUUUUCAGUAAGUCCACCAGCUGGAUUUCCUGACCAUCCACACAGAGGUUUUGAGACUGUUACAUACAUGUUACAGGGAGCUAUUACUCACCAAGACUUUGCUGGACAUAAAGGUACAAUCAGAACAGGGGAUGUACAGUGGAUGACAGCAGGCAGAGGGAUAAUCCACUCCGAAAUGCCUGCGGGAGAAGGACCCCAAACGGGUUUGCAGCUUUGGAUCAAUCUUUCCUCUAAAGACAAAAUGAUUGAGCCAAGAUAUCAAGAACUCUCAAGUGAUGAGAUACCAAGUACCGAGAGAGAUGGAGUAGAAGUGAGAGUCAUAGCAGGAGAAUCAAUGGGAAUAAGGUCUCCAGUCUACACAAGAACUCCCACAAUGUACCUGGAUUUCGCUCUAAAACCGCGAGCCCAAAUUCACCAAAGCAUCCCAGAAUCAUGGAACUCAUUUGUGUAUGUGAUUGAAGGAGAGGGAGUUUUUGGGUCCCUAAAUUCAUCCCCAGUUUCAGCCCACCAUGUCCUGGUCUUGGGUCCUGGGGAUGGCUUAAGUGUGUGGAACAAGUCGUCAAAGCCACUGAGGUUUGUGCUGGUUGGUGGGCUGCCACUGAAUGAGCCAGUGGUUCAGCACGGUCCAUUUGUGAUGAACACACAAGCUGAGAUUGAUCAGACCAUUCAGGACUAUUAUUACUCCCAGAAUGGGUUUGAAAUGGCCAAGUAUUGGAGAUCUCAAUGAGUGAGUCAGUGCCAAAAAAAAAAACAAGAAAAAAAAGUUCUAGAUUUCUAAUACUUGGAGAGAUUUUAGAAGAAAAAAAUAAAAGGAUCCAUCUUUUGUCAAUGUCACUGUCUUCUUUCUUCCACAAGAGCAAUUGAGUAGGAAAGUGAAAGGGAAUUUGAUGUAAUUGGAGCUAGAGCUUCUAGAAGGUUUAGAAAUUGCAAAAUGGAAGAAAGAUGGCUUAUCACUAAACUCAUUGAUGGGUCAGCUUAUUAUUGUUUUAGG